This is a messenger RNA of Drosophila teissieri, 6741 nucleotides long. RefSeq lists its product as uncharacterized. Bases 47 to 4795 code for a protein of 1582 amino acids. The record is from RefSeq and is a predicted model, not a curated record. The transcript is spliced from 4 exons. Gene Ontology annotation, cellular component: cytosol; nucleus. Lineage: Eukaryota; Metazoa; Arthropoda; Insecta; Diptera; Drosophilidae. Gene Ontology annotation, molecular function: GTP binding.
CAGCGGCAGCAACAGCGGCAACAGCAGCCACAUAGCCAGCUGCAACAUGCCCGGCAGCAACAUGUCGCCCUCACUGGGCGUUCGGGGGCGUGGCAGCCUCUGGUUGACGCUUCUGCUGGCCACCACAGCAUUCUGCGGUGCCGCUUGGGCGGCGCCCACAGUGGGUGGUGCAGCGGCAGCGGCAGCGGUGGUGGUGGUGGCGCAGAAGCAGCCGCACCACAAUUACCACCAUUUGGAAUUCGGAGUGCAGGGCAAUACGCCCACGCUGAUGGAGGCGAGCACCACCAGAGGUGGGAAACAUGCGAAAGUGGCUACAGUGGUGCUACAGGCAACACCCAAUCCCAGCAGCACCACCGCCACCAGCACUACCACCACCACCGAGAUGGCAAGAGCCACAGAUAAAGUAGAGGGGCCUAGCGCUGAGACAGAAGCAUCUGCAAUCAGAAGCACCACUGAAAGUAGCACCACUGGAAGUAGCACAACUGGAAGUAGCACCACUGAAAGUAGCACCACUGAAAGUAGCACCACUGAAAGGAGCACCACAGGAAGUAGCACCACAGGAAGUAGUACCACUGGAGGUAGCACCACUGGAGGUAGCACCACUGAAAGUAGCAGCACUGAAAGGAGCACCACAGGAAGUAGCACCACUGAAAUUAGCACCACUGAGAUCCUCAGCACCACUGAGAAACCAACUGCAAGCAAUGAAACACUCAGAAGAACUACGACAGAGAGAAGUACCACAACAACCGUAGAAUCAGCAGCACCACCAAGCAAAGAAAGUAUUAAGGAGGAUUUGCAAGUGGUGCGGCUAUUGGACUUGGAGCACACUGCGGCACCACCGUUGGACAGUGGCCACGAUGGCCGCAAGCUGACCAAAAAGAAGCAGCUGCUGGAGCAGCACUUUCCCACCACCACGGUGGCCACCACCACCAUUGAAACGGAAGUGGAAAGGAUUCCCACAACCAGCAGCAGCACCACCACCACCACCACCACAAUGCUAAGCAGCAGCACCACCAGAGCACCACCGCUUCCGUUCACGUUCCCGCCGCUGCGACCCUCGAACCUUGCCUUCCUGGAAGCGAUAUUUUCCACGGCACCACCCACACUACCUAAUGACUUUACCACCAGGACACCACCGAACCCAUCCACGUUGGCGCCGCCGCACCAUGGCUACCUGGGACCGAUAUUUAUGGGCGAGCGAACCAUCGGGGUGGUGCAUCCGCUGAAGAAACCACAGCCAGCGAGCCACCAGCACGUGGCCUCGAUUGAGAGCCAGUUGCGGAAUGGCCGCUUGGUGGAGAUUCUGGCGCCCACGGCGCUGCUGGAGCAGAUACCCGAGCCCAGCACCACCCACGCACCACCACCGCCAGGAGCGGCCUCGGUGCUGUCCACCACCGUUUUCCAGGUGCCCGAUUUUCAAACCACCACCACCACUCGACUGCCCACAAGUAAGGUCGAGGUGGCUGCACCACCACCGCGCACCGAGUCCAAGAUCUCGGACAUUCAGAUCGAGGUGUACGAUUCCACGGUGGAUUCCAUAGUGGCUUCAACGAAUUUCCGCGACAGCGAGGGCUUCUAUGCACCACCGCAGAGCCCGGUGGAGCUUGGCACCACCAAGCCGUCGCACGAGAUGCCGCUGCCGCAGGAGCGGUUCACCCAGUACGUCAUCGAUCGGGCGGAUGUGUCCACUCAACCGGCCUCGGGUGGUGUUGGUGGUGUGGGUGGUGUCGUUGGUUUUGGCGGUGCAGCGGUGGGCAAGCCAGAGCCGGCGGCCAUCGAAAUCCACAUCAAUGUGUCCGAGGCAUUUGGCAGCGAAAGCGAGGACCUGGAGUUCUCCUAUCGGCAGCCCUCGCUGGUGGCCGACAAGCCGGGCAAGUCGCGCGAUGAGAUCCUGGUGGUCGAGAUCAUCGACAGUGGUGCGGACAACAGCAGCUCGGAAUCGGGCGGCUCCUCCGCCUCGGCGAGUGGCGAGCACAUCAAUCCGAUCUUCACCUUCCGCAACUCGGAUGCGGCGGCUGCACCCCCGCCGCCCGCUCGCCCCCCGCAAUCCGUUCAGGAUGCCGACGAGCUCUUCAUGGCCGAUCUGAAGGACGGCGGUGGUGGUGGUGGUGGUGCAGUGCCACGCCCGCCGCCUCCGCCGCCGCCACCACCACCGCAAAAGCCGAGCAUCGAUCGCGAUUCGGACACCAUCUUCUACAUAUCCAACACGGAAGUCAAGGUGGGUGAAUCGCUGCCGACGGUGGUGCCGGUGGAUGAGCAGCAGCGCAAGUUCCAGCUGGAGAACCAGUUCUUCCCCGCCAGCUAUGUGAUGGACUUACAGCAGCAGCAGCAGGAGCAGCAGGAGCAGCAGCGGCAGCGGCAGCAAGAGUUGCAAUCGCAACAGGCGCAGCAGGCAGAUGAGGACAUCAUCCUGUCACCACUGCACCACAAUGCGGAUGGACUGAAGAUCUUCCGCAGCUCCUCGUCGAGCAGUGGCGAUGGCGCACCACCGCUGGACGUCACCUAUGUGGGUGAGUCGGUCAUCGAGGUGGAGCAACAGCCGCAGAGUUGGAGCACCACCUUGCCACCGGGGCAACAGCAGCAGCAGCAGCAGCAGGAUAUCAUCAUCCAGCCGGCAGUGCUGCCGGAUUUGGCCAUUGGUGUGCCCGUCAUCGGGGAAUUGCCACCGCAGAUCGAGCUCAAGGAGAUCGACUACAUGCCGGGCGAGCUGGGAAUGGGCCAGAACGGCAUUGGCAUCUACGAGAACGACAUCCAGAGCAACAGCAUUGACAGCGAACCGGAUGUGAUCGAGAGCUCCAUCCAGUACGGUGGCGAUCUAAUCGACGAUGGCGCAGGCGGCGGCUUUGAUGGCGUUGAGGGCUCCUAUCCCUUCGAGAGCCCUGCGCACCGCCAGCAGCAGGUGGGCGUGGCCAGCGGGCUGAGCCACCAGCCCCACCGCCAGUCCGCCAGCCACUUGCACCGCGAACAGCUCCCAGUGGCGGAGAUGGUCAAUGCCACGCUGCUCCAGCGAUAUGACAGCGGAUCUGGAUCGGGAUCGGGAUCUGGCUCAGGAUCGGGAUCGGGAUCUGCAUCGGCAAUGGCUCCCUUGCUCGCAAGUGGAAGUAGCCGUUCUGGAAAUGCCACUGCUCUCUCGGACGAUCCACUGGCUGAAUACGAUGGAUACUUCAAUCUGUUUGCUGUUUCCAUGGGUCUCAUCAUUGUCAUCCUGCCCUCAGCUCUCUUGGUAUCCAUGUACUGCGCUAUAAAGUAUGUGCUGAGCAAGAACUCAGGAGCGGGCACGGGUGGCGCCCAAGGCGAUGACAGCGAGCAGGGCCAGGACUCCAAGCACGAGGACAUUUCCCGCAAUGCCCGGGAGACGAAAAUGCAUACAGACAAGGACGGUGUGUUCGUGGUGGAGGUGGCCCGUGGCAUCGACUCCAAGCAGCUGACAGGCGAUCAUUCCGGCGUCACCUUGGACGCCACCGAGCUGCCCUUCGACAACAAACUGGCGCCCAACGGCGGACAUUUGCUAGAGAAGUCGUUGCCGCCCAGUCACGAACAGGUGCAGAUCCAUGCACCGCCCCAGGAUUUCGCCACUGGCAAUCCGGCGCCACUGCAUCUCAUCGAGGAGGCCGAGGAGCAUGUGCCCGAGGAUCUCGGCCAGCCGGCAGAGGAGACUCACUCCAAUUUGGCACGCACUGGACUCUCGCAAUCGGACCUCAGCUCGACUUCAUCCAGCGACUCCAACAAGCGGUACUCGUACGGCAACCAGGAGCUCUAUGUCAUCGAACAGCCGGGCUAUGCCACCAGUUCACCCACAGCAAAGCCCAUAUUGAUAAGUCCAAAUCAAAAUGCAGGCCAGGAUCUGGAGCAGAAGUCACAGUUAUCCACCAGUGCUGAACCAACCGAAAUCGAUUCAAGCCAAGGAUCUAAAAAGUCAGACAAAGAAGUUGCUAGGCCAGCAGAGGCGGUGAAAGAGGAGGAGGUGGUGGCCAAUCCUCCCCAGAGGGAGCGAGAUGAUCUACCUGAAUGUGAGGGUAACCCCUCGCCCAAAGAGGAGGCAGAUGAAAAACAAGAGGAGCCCGUUGUUCCGGAAAAGGUGACAGAGGCUCAACCCAAAGAGCAGGAAGUGGUUUCAUGCAAUGAGCCAGAGGUGCCACCACCACCAAAAGAGGACAUGCCGCCACCAACUGUUGAAGUCUCUCCACCAAAGGAAGAUCAGGUGCCGAUUGAGGAGAAGGUGGAGGAGCAGGAGGAGCAGGAGGAGCAGGAGGAGAAGCCAGACAACCAAGCCGAAUUCCCAGCCGAGUCAAAAGCAGAUCCCACUGAAAUGGAAGCAGAGUUACCAGAUGAAUCCCCCAAACCAGAGCCAGAGGCAGAGGCAGUGGAAAUCCAAAACGAACCGGAGGCCGAGAGCAACUACGACAGUCUGAUGAGCCUGCCGGCGCCACCAUCCACGGAGGAGAUCAAGGAGCUGGGCGACUACGCCCUCAUGGAGUCCAACCAGUUGGACAGCCUGCCACCACCGCCACCGCCACUCCAAGAUGUCCCCAGCACUCCGCCAGUGAGCGCGAGGCCCGCUGCCAUCAGUGUCAGCAAUGGGAAUGGGAUUGGGAUUGGGAUUGGCAAGGUCACGGUGGUGACCACCGUCGGUGGCGGUGGAGUUGGUGGUGCGGCCGAGGAGCCCUCCACCCUGACACCACCCGCCUCGCCGCCCGCCACGCCACCGCCAUCGCAGACAUCGACGCAGUACGCCAGCAAUGGACUCACCAAUGGCAUCCAUGCCCUGGCCGUGGUCGAUGUGAAUGGCAGUUAAGAAAGGCCAGGUGAGAGAUAGAUUUUUUUUUACAAAAAUUAGAUCUCGAAGAGAUCAGAUAUUAACUAUACCACGAGAGGAGAACGAUAGCUUGUAGGGAUUACUAGGAGUACUGAAGCCCCAAAUGGGGGCAAACAUGAAAUGUGGCAAAAACGUUCUCAAGCAAAAAACUUCAAUUUGAAUAUACACUAAGUAGAGAGAAACUUUUUCCACUUACUGUUUGUUGAUUUUCGAAUAUAACGAUAACGAGUAAUAACAAUUAAAUGCGAUUAAUAUAAAAUAUAAAUAUAAAUCAUAAUUAAUUGUUUGUCUAUUUGCGGCUGGCGGCCUCUCCCCCCCCCACCCACCUACCAUCCACCCACAACCACCCAUUCGACCCAUUCGACCCACUUUCCUCGCCAUUUCGGGGGGUCGGUGCGGCUAACGAGUAUUUCAAUGUCUAUAAAUCUACAAUAAAGCUAACAAAAAACACAAAAAACUCCAAAAAUAACAAGAAAAAAUAGUAUACAAAUGGAAAAGUAAAUACAAAUAUAAAUACGAAAAUACGAUGAAAUCUGCAUACGAACUACAUAUGAGUACAUGAGUAUAUGAUGAAAGAAAUGCGAUACAUGGGCAAACAGAACAGAGCGAAUAGGAGAGUAACUACCGAUAUGUAACGAUGCAUAAUUAAUUAGGCUAAUUAUUUACACACCCACAACAAUGCCAAAAAUGUUAAAUGGUAAAAUGGUGAAUGUCAAGCCAGCAGCAACCGCAUAAAGAGCAUAAUUGUAGUGAAUUUAUUUGGAUUCGAUGGGAUGGAUGGCCAUCAAUGAUAACAUCAAUGUGUGUCCUGUGUCCGGAUUCCCAUUAAAGUGUAGGUGUAAAGAGUUUUAAUUAGCAGAAAUCCGAGGGGAAGUCCGAGUUGGUUUCAAAAACAUUAAUUGUUUUCUAGCGCGAUUAUAUGGAAAACGGAUUUCCGAUGAAAACGAAGUCAUUUGAGCUGCAUGUUCAUAUUCAGGGUAAUAUAUUAGAAAGCCCUGCAGUUUUUCAAUUUUUGCCAAUUGUUUAAUACAGAAUUCCGUGAAAGCAAACAAGCAGGUGGAUAGUUAAAUAUUCCGGACAUGGACACACCCAAAUAUCGUUGAUAUUUCGAUAUUCAGAUUUCGCAAAUUACACAAUUCACUUGACAAAAUCAAAUGUGCCGAACUUUUGUAGCAAGCCAACAUAAUUUACAAAGAGAAACGAACAAUUUAUACAAUGCCAAUACGGUGAUUACAGCAUAAUGAUUACAAUAUACAGUAUAUGUAACCUUUUAAACGAUAAUCUAGUCAUAGUCCUAGUCGAUACAACAUAUGUGUAUGUAUAUUUUUUUCGUGUGUGUGUAUAUGCGGAAAUUGGGCGAAUCGAGGACUUCAACUCCAAGCAAAUGAGAACUAAAUGGCUAACGAUAGAAAUAAGAUGAGAGAGAUGAAAUGAAAUGAGAUGAGAUGAGAUGGCAAACUAGAUGAAUGCAGAUCGUGAACAUUUCCGAUAUUAUUGCUCCCCCCUAAAAUGGUAUACACACAUACUAUAUAUAGCAUAUAGAAGAAAACUUGACUCUUUGAAAUGAAAUGAAAUUCUUAGCAGUUAAGCCGAACGGAAUAAUAAAGUAAAGCCCAAAAUCCAAAAAUCCAAAAAUCCGUGCACUGCAAGUGGCGCGUUUUAGUGUAAGUAGUAGGAAUUAUCUAUGCCCCGGAUAUGCAUACAUACAUAUAUAGAGAUGGGGUCGUUUAUAGGUGGAACAUAAUCCCUGGCUAACGAUUUAACCACUUUUGUUGUUUACGUUUGUUCCCAUUGUUUUAUUGACAAUUAAGCCCGAUUGCUAAUGGUCGAGCGGGGAUGCCAAUGAGAAAAUAUUAUGAAUAUUACAAAAUGAAUAGCCCAAAAAAAAAACAAAAACACACACGAAACACUAAUCGUAAAUCAAA